AUGAUUUCAACAGAAGAACCGAGCUUGAGUUAUGCCCAUGGCGCUUCUACCGUUCCCUUAAUCUACGAUACUAUCGGCGAACGGCUAAGAAAGGCUGCCAGAGAGGUAACAAUUACAUUUUAGUUCUCUCCACAUACUUUUUGACCAAUUUGUAUAAGUUGGCCUUCCGGUUACUUAACACACCUAAUUCUCUACCUCAAUAUAUACAUACGUCCACUUAUUUCUGUGAUUCAAACAUAAUGGUUUAUUAUUGUCUAUACCUAUGUUAAUAUAAUUGCAGCACCCAGACAGAGAGUUCGUGAUCUUCAAGAAGGAAGGCAUUCGCAAGACCUACAAACAAGUACUCGAUGACGUAAGUUACUGUUACUUUUGGAGUAAAAAGUAGCGCUACACUCUUAUCUCCGCGAAAGUCUGCUAAUAACUGGUCUGUCAAUCUAAUAAUUGUUGACAACUUUCGUCACUACCCCAAAUUAAAGUUCAAACUGUUGUGACCACGUAAGGUAUUAUAGUCAACAGUUUGCAUAAACUACAAUAAUAUUAUCAUAAAGUCAAUAAGGGCUGAUAAAAUACUGUUUUAGUUUAAAACAUGGCUGAUAUAGACAUUUUUACUUACACUAAACUUUAAAAUGUACCCCUUACAGCUAAACACACGUUACAGUAAGACCGUUUCAGUGUGAAAAGUUGGCCCUUGGGCUGAUUCAUUUGGGACUGGAGAAGGACGACCGCGUCGGCAUCUGGUCCCCGAAUCACUACGAAUGGAUUGUCACUCAGUUCGGCGCGGCGUUGGCUGGCCUGAUCCUAGUCAACGUGAACCCCAUGUAUCAUUCAGAAGACCUGGCCUACGCCAUCGACAUGGUCGGCAUCAAAGCGCUGAUCGCACCACCCAGCUUCAAACGGUCCCAGUACUACAAGACUCUGUGCGAACUCAUCCCUCAACUGGUCGAGAUGCCUGAGGGCAGGAGCGGACUUCAGUCAAACGAGUUCCCCAAACUAAAGCACAUCAUCAUCUUUGAUUCAGAAGGCAAAAACCACAGGUAAAAAGCUUAUCGUGAAUAACAUUUCACUUUAUGAUUUGAUCAAAAAUAUCAAAAAAUUAAUAAAUGAACACCUACAAUAUAAUAGUAAUUAAUGUAUGCUUCAGAGGAGCCUGGAACUUCAAAGAUGUUCAGAAACUAGGCACAGACGACGAUGUCCGACGUCUAGCUCUUCGUGAUGUUCAGCCAGAUGAUCCAGCCAACAUUCAAUAUACUAGUGUAAGUCAAUAGCAUGUAAAAACAGUGUUCUACGCACUUUUAGACCAACAAGUGUAUAUACUCCAAACAACUCUUUCAAAAAAUAAUUUCCAAUUUAGGGUACCACCGGAAACCCGAAAGGAGCCACCUUGACCCACCACAACAUCAUGAACAAUGCUUACCUUGUAGGUCGUCGUGCUGGCUACGGCGAUGCCCGUACCAUUAUCUGUAUCCCCAACCCCCUGUACCACUGCUUCGGCUGUGUGAUGGGAUCUUUGACUGCUCUGAUGUUCAACCAAACCUGUGUCUUUCCGGCUCCAUCGUUCGAAUCUGGAGCUGCUCUGCACGCUCUUCAUGAAGAACGAUGCACAGCGUGCUACGGUACGCCCACAAUGUACAUUGACAUGUUGAACCAUCCUGACUACCCAAAGUUGGACUUGACAUCAAUUAGGUCUGGUAUCGUGGCUGGAGCUCCUUGUCCUGAAGCACUAUGCAAAAGACUAGUUAACGAAUUGGGAAUGACUGGAUUGCAGGUAGGCACAUCUACUGUGAUUUUUAUUGAUAAGUAAUAUUCUGAAUCCACAAUAGUCAACUUUUACAUACCUUUAUUUAACACAAUGUCGUAGGUAUGCUACGGAACCACAGAAACCUCCCCAGUAUCCUUCAUGAGCAUCGUAGAAGACGAACCUCUCGAUCGUAUCAAGAACGUUGGUCACAUCAUGGACCAUCUGGAAGCCGUUAUCUGUGACGAACACGGCUCUUGUGUUCCACGAGGAGAGCGUGGUGAACUUCUUGUUCGAGGUCACAGCGUGAUGCGAGGCUACUGGCAAGACCCUGAACAGACUCGUCUCAGUAUCACACCUGACAGAUGGUACCAUUCUGGAGAUAUUGGCAUCAUGCAUCAGAACGGCACGGUGUCAAUCGUGGGAAGAUCCAAGGAUAUGAUUGUCAGAGGUGGAGAGAACGUUUAUCCAACAGAAAUCGAACAGUUCCUGAUGAGGCAUCCCCAUGUUGACGAGGUUCAUGUCGUUGGAGUACCAGACGAUCGCUUCGGAGAAGCUGUUUGUGCUUGGGUGAGGAUAAAGAGAGAAUACGCACAUCUGAACGUGAACAGUGAUCACAUCAAAGAUUUCAUGAAAGGAAAGGUAAGACUUGUUCAAUAGGCUAAAUCUGUUGCAACCAAGGCACUACUUUUCAUAUUACAGUAGAUAACAAAAUCAAAUUCCAGAUCGCUCACUACAAAAUCCCCAAGUACAUCUUGUUCAAGGAGAAGAACGAGUUCCCGAUGACCGUGACUGGCAAGAUUAAGAAGUACGAGAUGCGAGAACAGUCUACCUGGGAGCUGGAGCUGAUGGGGGUUCAGUCGCACUUCAACAAACUUGGGCAAUAA
Molecule: messenger RNA, 2622 nt
Organism: Bursaphelenchus okinawaensis
Lineage: Eukaryota; Metazoa; Nematoda; Chromadorea; Rhabditida; Aphelenchoididae
Source: the annotation of a GenBank genome assembly